UCAACUAAACUACAUGCUGACUCAUCAUUUUGGUUAGCCCGCUUCAUACGAGGCCACCCUGCAUAGCCGGAACAGAAACCCUAUCUGCUCUUCCAAAAUCCCACUGCUGCAUUCCUCUCCCGUUUUCACCUGUAAUUCUUGCACGCCUCUCGCCGAAAAUGGAAACCCACCCGGCGAACCGUCUCCCUGAGGCAGAUGCACUUCCGGACGGCUUCGUUGAGAGCUCUUCGGAGGUUCCGCUGUCUGUCAACUCGCACGAUUCUCUGCGCGAUCGACCGGGCGAGCUGGGAGAUGGUUCGCCGGCCUUUCGGACAUCUGCGGAUGCUCUGCGGAGCGAUGGAGUACCGAAAAGUGAGGAAGGGAUUACUAGCAUCGGCAGCUUUACUGAUUCUUUUGCUGUAAAAGUUGUGGAUGUCGCUAGCUCUCACGAUUACAAAGAAAUGGAGCUCAUACAGGAUACGGGUCCAUGCUAUAGAGACGAGCAAGAGCAUUGUCAGAGUUCCGUGCAAGGUUGUUUAGAGUUGCAUUCUUGUACCCUCAAGGAAAGCCAUACAGAUGAUACCGAGUCCUUGACAUACCAAAAUAAACAGGUUAGUUUUACAACAUAUCACUUUGCGGGCUCUUAUGCGAACUUCUUUGGGUUCCUUUGGACUUUCUACAAGAUGGAAGCUUUAUUUGCGGAUUCUCCAAACUGCCAGAAGCUGUCGCAGAGCAGCAGGGAGGCGGGACCUUCUCAGGAUCGCGCUAGGAAGCGCACCCGUUUGUUCGCCAGAAACACGUGGUCGGGGGAAAGGGAAGGCACGGAAGGAGAGCAGAAAAAAAAAAAGCUUUCGGCAGUUUAUUUGGCAGGGAGUGCAGCCUUCGGCAGGAGCAGCUGGGCGGCGAGCAGAGGAGCACAUGGAGUUGGGCGUGGGGUCGUGAGGAAGAAAGGACCUGCUUCGAAACCACGCGACAGGAGUUGGCCCCAUUCAAAGAAGCCUAAGCGCUCCACCUGA
Phalaenopsis equestris is the source of this 995-nucleotide messenger RNA. RefSeq lists its product as uncharacterized. The record is from RefSeq and is a predicted model, not a curated record. The transcript is spliced from 4 exons. Bases 159 to 995 code for a protein of 278 amino acids. Lineage: Eukaryota; Viridiplantae; Streptophyta; Magnoliopsida; Asparagales; Orchidaceae.